Molecule: messenger RNA, 5769 nt
Organism: Dinoponera quadriceps
Lineage: Eukaryota; Metazoa; Arthropoda; Insecta; Hymenoptera; Formicidae
Gene: MBD-R2
Exons: 18
Coding region: 389-4606 (1405 amino acids)
Biological process (GO): regulation of transcription by RNA polymerase II
Cellular component (GO): NSL complex
Molecular function (GO): DNA binding
Source: RefSeq, a predicted model, not a curated record
UCGCGCGCGUAGCCGAGAGGUCAGGUCCUUCGUGGUGGUGCGGUAGUGCUUCCGCGGCGGCAGACCGCGCACUGCGAGAGUCGCAGUCGAUAGUCGCGCGGAGUUGUACGUGGAUACAGUUGGUACGCGGGACGAGAGAGAGAGAGAGAGCGAGAGAGAGAGAAAAAGAAAGAAAGAGAGAGAAAACGGUUCGAGUUUCGCGAGGGACGGCAGCGGAAGAGCGCCUCGGCUCCGCACGAGACGACGACGUGCGUGAUCAGCUUCGUGGAGAGAGAGAGAGAGAGAGAGAGGCAUCCUCGUGCCGCGUCCGUUUCCGCGCUCGGCGUGAGUUAUCCGCGCACCGUUUUCGUCAACAUCACGCUGGCUAUGUAGCGCGCCGGUUUUGUAAAUGAAGCAGCGGCGGCGUAUACCGCGCUCGCGUGCCGAGGGGAGGAGAAGAGCGCCUGCCGCUGUAACCGCGGCGGCCGCGGGGGCGAUGGGAAUGGCGCGCAAAUGCUGCGUGCGUAGCUGCGAGGCGGACGUGCGGGAGGCGCGCGCCAAAGGACUGCCGCUUCACAAGUUCCCCAAGGACGCCGCGUUGAGGGACAGGUGGUUGGCCAGCGGCGGAUUCGAGGCGAGCUUCAAGCCGACGCCGGGCCAGGUAGUCUGCCAUCGGCAUUUCAAACGCGCCGAUUACGAAGCCGCCGCGCGGGGCCACAAGUUCCUGCUGAAGCGUGGCAGCGUACCCACCGUCUUCGCCGACUAUGACAAUCAUCCAGAUCCUGUGAUUAUGUCAGUGAAAUCUUCGACAUCAUAUGCACAGGAAGACCUGGACCUGAUCAACUCAGAGAUACUGAAUCUGGAACAUUCUAUCUCACCGUCAUUGUCCGAAGCGAGGACGCCUAAAUCUGACAGUUGCGGUGAGCCUUGUUAUUCCAGGCCUGAAUCUUCCGCAGAUUCCUUGAAUCCUCUGGAUAACGUGGAAUUGGUAGACGCCGCGUACAAAAUGACGACCCCGAAGGAAGAAACUGUGACAACGGUGAAAGAAAAGUCGGUGGAAAAUUCAGAUAGUAAAGUGAACACGGUAGCCGUGCAGCUUGGUAUCGUCGAGCCAGGAACAAUGAAAACUGUCGCCAAAGAUCUAACGAUAAAGGAUGAAUUGAAGGACAUUAAAUUAUCCGAUGACAAGGAGUUCGAUAAAGUGGAGGAAAUAAAACCAAAAGUUUUAAGUAGAGACGGAUUAAAGUUUUAUCCCGGUGCCAAAUUGGAAGCUAAAGACUUUAGUGAGAAGUGGUAUUGUGCAAAAGUGGUGGAAGCUGACUGGGAUGAAAGGGAAGUUCUAGUACAUUUUGAUAAAUGGAGUUCGAGGUACGACGAAUGGAUACCAAUGGAUAGUUCCAGGCUUCGUGAAUUACAAUCUCUGCCAAACGAACAAACUUGGAUCCCACCAUCUCCAUUUCGCACCUCCAGGGAAACAAAAGUGAGGGAGUUUUCAGUGGGAGAAAGGAUACUCGCCACGUGGGCGGACGGUAGGAAAUAUCCAGCCAAAGUGAAUGCGGUCUUGACUAAUGAUAGAUACGAUGUAUUGUUCGAUGAUGGAUACGGGAAGGUCGUCAAGUCGUCGAAAAUGACCAAAAUCGCUGCAACUCCGACUAAGCAAUUGAAUGAACUGGAUGGAUAUAUUGGCAGCAAACAGGAAAGAAGAGACAAAAAACGGAAACAUACAAUUAUGGAGUUAUUUCAUACUAACUCUAGGAAGCGUAUAAAAACUGAUACUGACAAAACACCAAAGAAAGUGGAAACUGUUGUUAAGGAGAGCACAGAAAGCAUCAUAGAACCUAAGAUCGAGCUGGACGGUACAAUGUACGGUCCUUGUUUCGAACCCGACACAAAUUUGUUGAAAGGAUUUGACACCAAUUUUGCGAAGAUCAAAUCAUACUCAAAGAAAAGCAAGAAGGAAUUGCCCAAAAUUGAUACGGAUCAUGAAGAAGACGUUGGUCCUGAAUGGAUUGACGGAGAACCACAAGGAACAGAAUCUUAUAUUGUAGAUGGUAACGAUGGACCACGUCGAUCUAUAAUCAUAUCGGACAAGAGAUUGCCACCCGGUUGGGAAAAGCACUUUACGCAAAGGAAAGCUGGUACAUCAGCAGGGAAAUGGGAUGUGCUGUUCAUACACAAGCAGACGGGGAAGAAAUUCCGAUCUAGGAACGACAUCCGAAUAUUUAUGGAAAACCAAGGACAGUUGGAUUUCGACCCUGAAAAAUUUGAUUUCUGCAUACAUCGUAAGAAACGGAACAACGCGCAUCGCGUCAAGCAGGAGGUCACACCGGAGGCACCGAAGAAGAUCAAAACCUUGUUGCCCAAAACGAAAGCGUUAUCCACACCUGAAAGUACAGUGAUUACUGCGAGUUCUCUCGAUACUCCGCCUGUUGUUUCGACGCCUACUACAUCUGCUGCGGAUGGCGAAGUGAACUAUUCCGUUUUCAUCGGUGGACUUCGUGUGGAAAUGGAAGAUAGCGCUUACAAGUGUCCCAAGGAGGGAUGCAAUAAGAAUUUCCGAAAGGAAAAUUUAUUGCAAAUGCACAUCAAACACUAUCAUCCAGAAUACUCCAAGUUUUUGGGGUCUACACCAAAAGUUGAAGAUUUGGCUUACGCAAGAACAAUUGGAGAAUCUAUAGAAGACAUUAUCCCGAAAAAGUCGACGCCUUUCCUAGAGAAGAUUAACAAACUCGGAAAGAAGAGAUCUCUCCCGGACAAGCCUUCAUCCAGCAAUUUAUUGCAGCCAGUAUUGAACACCGUGCAGCCCGCAUCUCCUUCGGUAUCAGUUCCAUUGAUACCGGAAUUGGAAGAGGAAAUGGAUCAGUCGGAAAAGUGCAAUGACUUGCAGAAGGACGAUAUGAAGAUCGAAACGAUGUCUCCGAUAUCCAUUCACAGCAUGGAGGUAGACGACGACGUCGAGAAGAAAAGGGAGAAUACCGGCGCUAUGUCUCCUACCACAUUAUUCGACAUGAAAGUCAAGGAAGAGAAAACACAAGUUGGCAUUAAAACUUUGUUACCUGUGAGGCCACCCGCAACGUCGGAGUCGCAGAAAAUCGACAGGGCGAAACCUGUGGAUGAGAUGAUGCACGUCGAACGUACGAAAGGUUCGAAGAAGAGGCAAUCCGAGUAUAACAUGCACUUAUCGGCCAAAGGAAAGAAACGACAUGGCAUGUCAGAUCUCAUCGAUAGUUUCGGUGACUUAGAUGAUAGCGCUUUGGAUGUUGAGGGGCCGACGGCACUCAUGUACAGAUAUAGCCGUAGAAAAUCCGACUCCAAGAGCGAUGAAAAUAGUCAAAAUAGUCAACUAAAUGAUUCUCGCAUUGAAAAAGGCGAUCCCUUAAAAGGGGAUACUAUCAAAACUGAUAUUAAUAAUGAUGCAGAAGAAAGCGAAGGAGUGAUGAUGAUGAUCAACGGUGAGAUGGUAAAAGUGGAACAACUUCGGAGAGAGGAAAUAAUAAACUGCACGUGUGGUUUUAUGGAAGAGGACGGUCUGAUGAUACAGUGCGAUCUCUGUCUCUGCUGGCAACACGGUCACUGCAAUGCGAUCGAAAGGGAGAAAGACGUUCCCGAAAAAUAUAUCUGUUACAUAUGUCAACAUCCGUAUCGUCAAAGGCCAUCGAAAAAGUACUUUCACGAUCAAGACUGGAUCAAGGAAGGAAAAUUACCAAGUUUACCUAAUCGCACUCGCGAUCAGUAUAUGAUAAACCAAAGGACCGCGAUGUUGAAACGGUCUUACGACUUGGUCGGUGCGCUCCUGCAAAUUCAGCAAAUUCUUCAUAGCCUGCGUGUGAAGAUCAAUGUAGCUCAACAGAAGGAUCAUCCCAAACUGUAUCUUUGGGCUAAAAAUUGGGAGAAGACGGAUAUACCAAAGGUAGACAUCGAACCGAUACCAAUAAUGGAAAUAACGAAAUUAGGUGCGGAUUCUAUCGACAUAGGUUCUGAGAGUUUGCGACGUAUUGAGCCAAAGAUAGAAACUAAAUUGUCUCUGAAAGAUGAUCAAGACGAAAAGUCGAUCGCCUCGGACUCGGAAUUGAUGAAAAUAUUGGAAGAAGACAGCACACAUUCCGACGAAUCCAGAGUCACCGGUAAAAGGGAAAGUUUAAUCAAUUCAAAGGAUAGUCAUAUACUUUUGGACACGUUAACGAGUAGCAAUUCCGACGUGAAACAAAGGAGCAUUGAUGCAGAUAUUAAAACAGAGAAUAUUGGUUUGCUAACUGAAAAAAGCAUGAUCGAUAACUCAGUGUCUGAAAAUCUGAGUUCGAGCUCGCUCAUUAAUAACGCUCAACAAGAAUCUGGUAUGGUUAAUGUCGAGAACGAAAUCGCCACACCUUUACAACCUUUCAUACCGGAACCUGAAGCGCCAAUCGAUCCAUCUGAGUGUCGAAUGAGAUUGUUGGAACACAUCGAACAUUUCCAGUGUCACAUUGAGUCGAGAUUGCAGUCAAUAGAUGCGCAAGUUUGUGCUCUGGAAGCGAUGGAUGUGGAAGAACUUGUUCCAAGUCCAAACGCUCAGUCGCGUCUCAAACAAACAGUGCAGAUGCUGCUGCGUGAUUUAAGUACCGUUCGGAAGUUGGCGGCGUUGUGCUGAAUAAAUUAUUAAAACUUUAACUUGAAAAAAAAACAUCUACAUCUACAUAUAUAUACAUAUAUAUAUAUAUAAUGUAAAAAAUAUAUAUAGUGAAAUUUAGCUCUCAUCUACGAUGGUUAUUGACGAGCUUAGUGCGAUAGCAAGUGUCUACUACCUGGGAAACUUGGAAUUCUUAAGGAACUUAUGCCUGAAAAUAUCAGAGAAUUCUCAGGGAAUUUGAUUGAAAAUCGGGGAAUUUUAAAUAGACAUUUGUCUGCAGGCCAGAUUGUCGCGUUGUCCGUAGACAAAUAUUGUUUGGUUAGUAAAAUUUUGUUUAAUAUUUUUUCCAUUAAGAAUCAUAGAAAAAAAUAGUUUAAGAUCUUUGGAUAUGAUUUUUAAUUAAUUUUAAAUAAUAAGGAAUAACGUGCUAUAUAAAUCGUAGGCACGAACUUAUUAAUAUUCUGUAUAUAUAUGCACAUUUAAGGUUGUUUUUAAGUUUUUGUUUAAGGCUCGGCUCCCACCGUUAGCUAAAUUGGUUUUGUGACGUCAUAGGCGGGAAGUAAUAUAUAUAAAAUUCCUUGCGUUAUAUAGUUCUAUUAAUUUUUUUUUCCGUUGGAAGACACAAUGAUUUCGUGACCUUGAAACUUGUAAAAAUGUGCAGAAAACUGAAAUACCUGGCCGAUGUGUCAUGUAGAAUCGCAAAAUAAUUCUUGAAAUAACGGAUCAUUUUUCAGCCAUCUCAGCUAUCAUGGCCACAUGAAUAUGACUGAAAGAUGACCCGUUUCUUCAAGAAGUAAUUUGCAAUUUUACUUGACAUUGGCCAGAUAUCUUAGCUUUCUGCAUAUUUUACAGGUCUCAAGAUUACGAAAUCAUUGUUAUCUAGGGAAAAUUAAAAAAUAAAGUUAUAUAACGCGAGAAACUUACUGCAUAUCAUUUCUCGCCUAUGACGUCACAAAACUAUUACGGCUAGCGGAGGGAGCCGAGCCUAUUUAAAUAUUAACACUUUUUUAUGUUUAUAAUAGAUUAUCUUUUGUUCUAUAUCUACGUAUAUAAUUUAAAUGUUUAAUUAUAUUGCUUUGAUGUUUAGCAUAUUGAUUUGAUGAUUAAUCCGAUAUUCGAUAUUGAAGUCAACGAAUUUGGAUUAAGUGCAAUUUUGUUUAAGACAGAUAUUUAUUUCAAUAGAC